AUGGUACUACAGUAUGAUGAGAGCGUUCGCAACCUGCUGUAUCGGAGAUCAUGCCAAUACACGCAGGGUGAGCGCUCAGGAGGCCACGUCGAGGAGGCCGCCGACCUCGUCGAGAAGGUGAAGAACUUCACCAAGCGUUAUCCGAAUAGUCGGCAGGCGAGACGCGACCUGUUUGAAGACUCUCUGAGCGAAUGGAGCUCAGAGUCGAAAGCAUGGUUUAUUCAACAGAUGGAGGAGGCCAAGAAGCAGAAUGUCGAGACAUACAUCGGCACCGAAGGCACCGAGGGGACCUCCUUCAUCUCCAUGACUCUCCUAGGGAUUUCCUCGAUGUUUGUUCGACAAGAAGAAAAGUUGAAAACGAAGCUUAUGGACCUAGGUCUCAUGGUAGACUCAGUCGAUGGAGUCGACAAGGCCAUCAUGUGGAAAGCACCUUACAGACCUGAGAUAGCACGAGCAGACGACAUCUCAGUCACCGUCUCCUUCCUUCGGAAUGAAGCAGCCAUGGAGCUAUGGGAAGGCAGGAGAGAAUACACUAUCGAAGGGAGAGUCUUUCGAGCCACAGAGGUGAGCAUAGCACACGACCGGUCCUUCAAGCUUCGAGCCAAGCGAGGACCUUGGGGCAAGGGAGGGAGCCUUGCCGAGCUAUCACAGCUCCUAGCUCUCGGAGGAAUGUCGACGGCCGAGAUCGCUCAGAUUUAUCGAUUUCAGCUGCUCUCGCAAUCUCUUGCAGCCGCAGAGGUACAACCGCUUGCAGGCAUGCUCGUGCAGGGUGCUGGGCAGAGAGGUCGCAAGGGGCCGAGCCCGAAGACGUAUGUCGCUGUUGGGGCAAGUACGGGAACUCUCCAGCAAAAAGAGCUGGAGUGGGUGCUCAGCUCGCCUCGACG
Guillardia theta CCMP2712 is the source of this 884-nucleotide messenger RNA. RefSeq lists its product as hypothetical. The record is from RefSeq and is a predicted model, not a curated record. The transcript is spliced from 2 exons. NCBI's taxonomy places the organism in Eukaryota, Cryptophyceae, Pyrenomonadales, Geminigeraceae. The annotation marks the transcript as partial.